AUGAUUUUAAAAAAAAAUCUAGAAAAAAAUCUAAAAGAAUUUGAAACGAGAAUUAAGGAUUUAGAGCAAAGACAAAAGAAUGCAGAUGAAGAAAAUCAAUUGCUAUGUAAUGAAAUAGGAAUUAAGGAUUUAAAUGAUUUAAAAAAAUUACUAGUAGGACGAAAAAUCACUGAAAUAUUAGAUGAACUAGAUGACCGCAAACUAGCCACUCAGAAUUUAAAUUUUGAUUUAACAAAAAAAACUGAAGAAGUAUCUACGUUAAUUAAUCAAUUUAAAUAUUUCCAAGAGACUAUUAAUAAUUUAGAAAAAAAGGUUGGAGAACGGGAAGAAGAAGCAAGAGCCUACCGAGAGACUAUUAAUAAUUUAGUAAAAAAGACUAUUAAUGAUUCAGAUAAUUUAGAACAAAUGCUUAGAGAACGGAUAGAAGAAAUAAGAGCAUACCGAAAGACUAUUAAUGAUUCAGAACAAAAGGUUAGAAAGCGAGACGAAAAGAGACUUUCAGAUCAAACAGAAUUAUUCUUUGGAAUUGGAUGA
Funneliformis geosporum is the source of this 534-nucleotide messenger RNA. Lineage: Eukaryota; Fungi; Glomeromycota; Glomeromycetes; Glomerales; Glomeraceae. The record is from the annotation of a GenBank genome assembly.